This is a messenger RNA of Conger conger (European conger), 3555 nucleotides long. RefSeq names its product MFSD2 lysolipid transporter A, lysophospholipid b (gene mfsd2ab). The record is from RefSeq and is a predicted model, not a curated record. NCBI's taxonomy places the organism in Eukaryota, Metazoa, Chordata, Actinopteri, Anguilliformes, Congridae. The transcript is spliced from 14 exons. Gene Ontology annotation, molecular function: lysophospholipid:sodium symporter activity. Bases 126 to 1724 code for a protein of 532 amino acids. Gene Ontology annotation, cellular component: membrane. Gene Ontology annotation, biological process: carbohydrate transport.
CAAUACCAUUGCCUGGUCAGAUUCAUUUUAAAUCACACCGCGCUCCGUAUGCUACCAAUUCGUUGUGGUUACGUUAGUGUAUAAUUACAGACGUAAUUCGGGAUUUUUUGAGUCAAUAAAGAAAUAUGGCCAAAGGAGAAGGAGCAGAACAAUUUUCCGCUACAAGUUUAUUACAAAAUAAACCAACGAGCCCAGAUGGUGUCAGAUUAGCGAAGCGUGAGAAGAAGGGCCGGUUGUCCGUGUGCAAUAAGCUGUGCUACGCCAUUGGAGGGGCCCCCUACCAGAUCACUGGAUGUGCGAUCGGCUUCUUCCUGCAGAUAUACCUUCUGGAUGUAGCUCAGUUGGACCCUUUCUAUGCCUCCAUAAUCCUGUUCAUAGGCCGAGCCUGGGAUGCCGUGACGGAUCCCACCGUCGGCUUCCUCGUCAGCCGCAGCCCAUGGACCCGCUUCGGGAGGAUGUUGCCCUGGAUUGUGCUGUCGACCCCAUUUGCGGUGAUGUGCUACUUCUUGAUCUGGUACGUCCCUCCAUUUGAGCAAGGCAAGGUCAUCUGGUAUCUGGUCUUCUACUGCCUCUUCCAGACCCUGCAAACGUGUUUCCAUGUACCCUACUCCGCCCUCACCAUGUUCAUCAGCUCCGAACAGGAAGAACGGGAUUCGGCCACUGCCUAUAGAAUGACAGUGGAGGUUCUGGGCACGGUCUUGGGCACAGCCAUCCAGGGCCAGAUUGUGGGCGGGGCCAAUGCACCCUGUAACCCUGGAGAUGUAGGCCUGAAUGUGUCCAACACCUCAGUGCAGCAGAUGGGAACUGAUGUCAACAUCACCCAGCCAAUCAUUUCUCUAGCUCAAACGAGAGAAGCUUACUUGAUUGCGUCAGGUGUCAUCUGCAUCAUCUACAUCCUGUGCGCGAUUAUCCUGUUCUGUGGAGUGAGGGAACAGAAAGAUGCCAGCCGCCCGAUUCAGAAGAAAGAGCAGCCCAUGUCCUUCUUCCAGGGCAUGCGGCUGGUCAUGGGCCACAAGCCGUACGCCAAGCUGGUGAUGGGAUUCCUCUUCACCUCGCUGGCUUUCAUGCUGCUGGAAGGGAAUUUUGCGCUGUUCUGCAGUUACACCUUGGGCUUCAGAAAUGACUUUCAGAACAUCCUCCUGGUCAUUAUGCUUUCUGCCACACUCACCAUUCCAUUUUGGCAGUGGUUCCUGACCAAGUUUGGGAAGAAGACUGCCGUUUACUGUGGAAUCUCUUCAGUCAUUCCUUUCAUGAUUUUGAUCGUCUGCAUCAAGAGCAACCUGAUCGUGACCUACAUCGUGUCCUUUGCCGCGGGGGUCAGUGUGGCCGCAGCUUUCCUCCUGCCCUGGUCCAUGCUCCCGGAUGUAGUGGAUGAUUUCAAGGUGAAGAACCCAGACUCCUGUGGGCACGAGGCCAUCUUUUACUCCUUCUACGUUUUCUUCACCAAGUUCGCCUCUGGCGUGUCCCUGGGCGUCUCCACCCUGAGCCUUGACUUUGCAGGGUAUGUCACAAGAGGCUGCUCGCAGCCUCCAGCGGUGGACUUAACCCUGAAAAUGCUGGUCUCCCCGGCUCCCAUUGUGCUGAUCAUCCUUGGCCUGAUAAUAUUCAAGACCUACCCCAUCGACGAGGUGACACGGCAGGGUAACCGCAAACUGCUACAGGAGCUGAGGGACAGUGAGCAGGACUCUGAGUCGGACUCCACCGAGCUGGGCAGCAUGGUGUAGGAGCCGUGCAGGGGGACAGGAGCCUUCGAUUUUUUUGCACUGGCCAAUCAAGAGCAGGGGCGGGCUGUGGAGGAGCCGAGCCGAUUGUCUGCAAACCACAUCACUGCUGUUGAGCAAGCCCACGGGUCUUUGUGGGAGAUAUCUUCCUGACCCGUCAUGCCUGGGAGCUCUUGGACCAUUUCUGGUUGAAGCCACGGGAGGCUCAGCCUAUAUUUUUUGGUUUCGUUGCACAAACUUUGAAAUGUGAUGUUUCGUAUUGUUUUUUUUUGUGUGUGUUUUCGGUCACCAAUCUUGGUGGUAAAGUAUUUGAAGUCUAUUGGACCCCUGGGCACCCAAACCAAGAAUUGGGUAAACUUGAAAUGUGACACUGAGGUUCUAGGUUUGCGUUGGUGUUGAGUCUAUCAAGCACAAUAAGAGAACUUCAUUUUGCACACUAAUGCUAAUUUGACAAACGUCCGGAUGUACUGAAAGGUACCAAGUGGUAUUUAAAGGCAUUGUUGAAUUGAGGACCAUUCUACCGGAAACCAUGGUUAAUACUAUACAUGCCAAUAUGAACAGAAAAGCACCACACCCAGCACAAGCCUGUUACUGAAUAGGUGGCUCUGUAAAUAAACAGUGGAUGUUUCUGUUGUUGGUGUAAGCAAAAAAAGGUGUUCGCUCAGGUCAAAACUGGUCUAUUAAUGAAAUGAACGGAUUGGUGAAUGAUUCUUAAGAAUUGUCCAUUCUUGCCAUUGAGGUUGACAAAUCGAACAUAAAGACCAACACUGUAAAGCAUUCUCUCUUUUGCACUAUCGAAUCCACACAGGCUUUAUUUUAUGGGACAUAAAAGAAACUAUCAGCAGUUGCACCUAACCCUUUGGCUGACCAAUUCUGUAUUUAAAUAUUUAUUUAAAAUAAGUAUUUUGUUUUACUAAUGGAGAUGAUUACAUUCAAAUGUAGAAUUGUACAGCUCUUGUAAUUGUUGGAAUUUCCUAUUUAUUUUGUGCAUUUGGUGCAGUGUUCUCCAGCAGAAAUGUCAAAUUAGGGAGUGUGCAUUUUUGGGAUAAAACUGCUUGGAUACAGAUGGAGUUUUGCUUAAUUAGCAUGAAAUAUUUGCGUGCCUAAGAGGGUGUCCAAGAUCUUUAAAUAUUAUUAUCAAAGAAGGAAGGGUUUCUUUUUGUAUACGUGUAUAUAUAUAUAUAUAUAUAUACAUGUACAUCAAAUUGUUUAUUUUAGUACGUGCAUUUACACAGCCACCUCUCGUCUCAGUGGAGCAGUGAUUCGUGAGGAAAAGCACAAUUGUCAAAGCAUAAUGAGUAAAAGUUGGAGAACUUGAUGUACCACACAGUCUCCCAUUUUGGGGAGGAAUUCCUAUAUUGGAGAAUGUCACACACUUAAGUGACAUUUCAAUAUUUUGUAUCCUACAAUAACCAUAGUGCAUUAUAAUAUUUCAGUUCUUGAACACUAUAAUAUUUCAGUUCCAGAACUACAUACAGCUGAAUCUUUAUACUGUGACUAUAAAUGACAAAUACAUUAAUAUUGUCAAUUGCAUUAAUAACUCCAAAAAUGAAAAACACUUUUUGGAUUAAAGCCUUUUGCUUUAAUAAAUGCGGUUAAACUCUUUUGCUUUGAUGUGGAGAUUGUUUGCCAAAUGUGUCAUGUAUCUGGUGCUUAACAAAUGGGAAUCUGCUAGAAUUAGCAAUGAUUCAUGGUGUUGUGUAUAUUUACUGUAAAUAUUGUAAGAAACAUGUAAAUAUGUCACUUUUUCAAAGAUGUGCUGUGACUAAUUGGUAUGUACAUUUGUGAUUUAAUUUAUGAUGUCAAAAGGUUAAUAAAUACUAAUUGAUAUAAA